AUGGCAGAAUCCGAGGUCAAGACCGAGCUCAGCACUGAGACCAACGACGUGAAAGCCGUCGACAGCCCUGAUGUAGGGUCGCAGAGUAAUGUGGUCGAAGCACCUCCCGAACCCCCAAAAGAUCCUCGAUUGAGGCGACGCGUGCUGCCAAACCCAAUCGUCGACGAUUUGACCCAAGCAAACUUCAAGCGCGGUGUUCUGAUCCCACUCAAAACAACACAAGAAGUCCGCCAGGACCACACAAUUGUUCAGGCAACAAUUACGAGGGCGCCAACGAAGUCCGCUAAUGACGUGCUUACAUGUGCGAAGCCCACAGACCUCCCAGCUCAUCUAAAGACGCAGUUCAUGAACGAUACACCAGUUGGUAGGCAGAUCCACACUGCCAAAUCUAAUUGGAUUUAUAUUGUCAUCGGCGAAGUCAAAGAAUUCACCAGGGAAGAACUUGUCGAGGCUUUGUCGCCCAUCAAGGGCAUGGAAUCGGAGCUGUUUUUUGCUACCAUACCUAUCCCACUGCUCGCCCCAACAUCACAAGUCCAGGCGGCUAUGUGGAGUACGCAAUUCUGGCCUACGGUGUAUAGGAAGAAUAAUCCUCUUGGGCCACAUCCUAGUGUUGUAGCACGUGGAAGCGAGGAAAUUAUGGACUCGGCAUCCGUCUGGAUGGCUCUGGCCUACCGCGUCGCUCAGCAAGGGAAAGAUACCGGUAUUGGAGAGGCUAUUGGGGCUGUCAUCGUCCAAAGAGAUGAUGAUGGAGCAAGGCUUGUAGGUCUUGCUGCAGACGCUCGCUGGCAUCAAGAGCCCGGAGGCUUUGAGGGGUUGACCCUUCCGUUGACGCAUGCCGUCCUUCGUGCCAUCAGCAUGGUUGCACAGAAACUUGUCCGACAUGAAAGAAGAGCCAAAGGGAUGGCGUUUGAGGGUCCAAAUCUAGAAUAUGAUGCGUUCCAGGACCAACCCCUCACCGACCUCGAGAAGCAGUGCUUCAAACAAGAGCACCCAAACAAGGACGGCUAUCUUUGCCAUGCACUGGAGCUAUACGUCACACAUGAGCCAUGUGUGGAGUGUUCAAUGGCACUGCUUCACUCGCGCAUGGGAAAGGUUGUUUAUGCCAAGCAUAUGCCUCGUACUGGAGGCUUGAGCUCAGAUGAUCGUCCAGACGGAGGCGGACGAGGGUUGGGACUAUUCUGGAGGCGAGAGCUUAACUGGAGCUUACAAGCUUGGGAGUGGGAAGGCGAUGGCCUUCCUCACCUGCCUCUACUCACACCAACUACUCAUGUGUAG
This is a messenger RNA of Clonostachys rhizophaga, 1275 nucleotides long. Lineage: Eukaryota; Fungi; Ascomycota; Sordariomycetes; Hypocreales; Bionectriaceae. The record is from the annotation of a GenBank genome assembly.